UCCUGGUAUUAAACCAUUUUGACCUUACGUUUAAAUUCUAAAUUAAUCGAGUAAAAAGUACAUUAAAGUGCAGCAUGAACGUAUAAAAAAAAUCUAAAUUCUACGAUUUCUACGUAAAUUAAAGUAAAAUAAAAAUUUUUUGUUGAUUGCUUCAAUAUAAUCCGGAUUAAAAAUGCCCUGCGAUGGAAAGAAUCCAAAUUGUGAAAGAAGACGAGCAUUAUUAGGUGAACUAAAAUGUUUAAUUUCAUCAAUGGAAAUGCAAAAACCAUGCGAAUGGGACGAGCCUCCUGCACCUUGCAACUAUGAGUACCUCUGUUGUAAUCCUCUUAAACGCUGUAGAAGUUUCGAUUUUCGAACAAGCAUUAUAUACAGAUGCGAGUGCAUCAAGAGAAAUGGUUUACAAGAUAGAUGUAUGAUGUGGCACUGCUUGGGUAGACCAGCGUGUAUGACAAAGUUAUAUCCUAUUUGCUGUCCAGGACGCAAUGCGUUAAUGAAACUAAUGGAAUUAGAUGAUGUGGAAUCUGCUUUACGAAAAUUCUUCUGUGCCGAUCAAGCUAGAAAAGAUGCAUUAGCUACAUAUUGCACAAUGACUUGCAAUAAGAAUAAAAAUCCGUGCUGCCCGAAUGAGCAAAGAGUAGUUUGUAGCCCUCCUUGUGGCGAACCUUGUUGUAUGUCACCUUGUACAACUUAUAAUAUUUGCUCUCCUUGCCCACCACCAUGUCCACCACCAUGCUCACCAUGCUCACCAUGCCCGCCAUGCUCACCAUGUCCGCCAUGUUCUCCAUGCCCGCCAUGUUCACCAUGCCCGCCAUGUUCACCAUGCCCGCCAUGUUCACCAUGCCCGCCAUGUUCACCAUGCCCGCCAUGUUCACCAUGCCCGCCAUGUUCACCAUGCCCGCCAUGCUCACCAUGUCUACCAUGCCCGCCAUGCUCACCAUGCCUACCAUGCUCACCAUGCUCACCAUGCCCACCAUGCUCACCAUGCCCACCAUGCUCACCGUGCCCACCAUGCUCACCGUGCGUACCAUGCUGUUCACCAUGCUUACCAUGCUGUCCACCACCUUGUCCGCCACCAUGUGCACCACCGUGCCCACCACCGUGCAUAAUAUCAUGUCCACCACCCUGUUAUCCACCAUGCCCACCACCCUGUUGUCCACCAUGCCCACCACCCUGUUGUCCACCAUGCCCACCACCCUGUUGUCCACCAUGCCCACCGCCGUGCACACCACGGUGCCUACCCCUCUGCCCGCCACCAUGUCCGCCUUGUCCUCCACCCUGUCCACCAUGUCUACAAAUAUGUCCACCACCUUGCCCACUACCCUGUCCACCACCCUGUCCACCACGAUGCCUACCACCAUGCCCACCACUAUGCCCUCCACCUGUUCCACCACCCUGCCCACCAAUUUUACCAUUAUGCCCACCACCACCCCCACCAAGAUUCCGUCCGCGAUGCCCUCCACCAUGUCCCCCACCAUGUCCACCACCUUGCCCACCACUUUGUCCACCUCCGUGUCUACCAUCAUGCCCUCCACUUUGUCUAUCACCAUGUGUAUCGCCAUGUUCACCAUGUACACCCUCUUGUCUACCAGCUUAUUGUCCUCGCCCACUACCUUGUGUCCCUUCCCCAUAUGCUGCUAUUUGUUUCUAAUUUUAGUUCCCAAUUUCUUUCCUACCCAUUUUUCUACCACAUUUAUAUGUUAUAAAUUUAUUGUUGUGCCCAAGUUUAUUGUGAUAAAUAAACAAUUUCUUUAAUA
This is a messenger RNA of Osmia lignaria (orchard mason bee), 1754 nucleotides long. The record is from RefSeq and is a predicted model, not a curated record. Lineage: Eukaryota; Metazoa; Arthropoda; Insecta; Hymenoptera; Megachilidae.